Meloidogyne enterolobii is the source of this 1593-nucleotide messenger RNA. NCBI's taxonomy places the organism in Eukaryota, Metazoa, Nematoda, Chromadorea, Rhabditida, Meloidogynidae. The record is from the annotation of a GenBank genome assembly.
GAGAUGGCGUCUGUGCCUCACGGUAAUUUUGUGCCUCAUUCAUCGCCUUUAUCAGUAUCUUAUUCUUAUGGUCCACGUUCUUCUCCACCUCAAAACAACGAAAAAAAUAAAGAUGCUGAAGUUUGUUACACAAACGAGGCCGACAUACAAAAUCAACGACCUUCAAGAACUUUGCCAAAUCCCUUAAAAAAUUUGAGUGCCCAAAAGAACAGCAGAUCAAUACUUAAAAAUCCGUCUGAGGGAAGAGGAGAGUCACAAGAAAGGAGAGGUUUUAAGCAUGGUUCAAAUCAGAGUUUAGCUAGUAAUUCUGAAAAGAAGUCUGUCAACAAUAACAGCAAUAGACAACCUGUUCAACGCAAAGAAACUUUAAAAACUGUGGCUUUUGGGUUAACCACAAAGUUGGAGGAAACUGUUUUGGGAAAAGAAGGGAAGGUACCUGCAACACCUCGUGAUGGAAGAACAAAAACUAUAAUAUUUUCUCAUGAAGCUCAGUCCUUGCAUAAAUUGAUUCAAGACCAGAAACAUCAAAUAGACACAUUACGCGAUACUAUUGAAGAUUUGAGGGCAGAACAGGAAAAUCAACGUGUUGGGUCUCGUGAAUUAAUUGAUAUUAUUUCAGCUCUCGCUACUCGUUUACAAGAAGUGGAAAAACAAAAAACUACGGCAAAUACAAGCCUUCCAUUAAUUUCGAAUUUGUCACUCAAAAAUUCCAACAAAAAAGAGUUGCCAACAAAAUCAGCACCAACAAAAGUAGAUAAAGCGACAUCGAUUGAAAACGUUCCAAACAACAACCAAGAAGUCAGACAAAACAAAGAAAAUAGAGGAAAUUCUGCUGAUUUGGUACUUCAUCAACGUAAUGAUUUUCUUCGCCGGUUGGAAUCUGAAAUGACUAAAAAUCCUCGUUUUGAGCAAAGAUUACAUUCAAUGUUGAGGGUUUGGUCUGAAGAUAGUUCUGUUCCUCCUGCUAUUUAUAGUAAAAACAACAAUCUUCCACAAGAAAACGAGGAAAGUUGUGGUCCGUCAAUGGUUAUGAGAGUGACAACUCAACGACAAGAAAUUUUCUAUACAUCCCCAGGUCGAUGUUCUAAUAAUGUUAGACGAUUCCCUCGUGCUGAAAAUAUAAGGGAUGGUGACAGACAGAGACAUAAUUUUCGAAGAGAGAGGGAAGAGAAUAAUCUUAACAAUACAAAACCGAAUAUUAAGGUUGUUGAAUUGGAUGAUGAUGGAGAAGAAAAAGAAAAUAGCUUAAAUGAAGAAAUUAAUGAUCAUCAACGUCAUCAAACAAUGUCAAAAAAUGUUCGUAGAAGUGAACAAAUUGGGACAGACGAAGCUGCUGAAUUUUUUCCACAAAGACAAAGUUUUGAAGAUGAAAAUGAUGAGGAUGACGGAGGGGAUGAAUUUUUUGUUGGAGGUGAUCAUCAGGAGAGAAGAGGACGGGAACGAGAUUCAAGUCGUCAUCAUCACAAUAAUACUCAUCUUAAUCAAACUUUUGAUGAUGGUCACAAUAAUAAUAAUAAUCAACAUCGUUAUCCAUUUACUACUCGACGUCGAAAGCGUGAAGCAACAUCUACAAUACGAAAUCGUUACCGUUAA